This is a messenger RNA of Racocetra persica, 1935 nucleotides long. The record is from the annotation of a GenBank genome assembly. Lineage: Eukaryota; Fungi; Glomeromycota; Glomeromycetes; Diversisporales; Gigasporaceae.
AUGUCUAAAAGUCAAAAUAUUUUUACAGAAUUAAAAAAAUUUUCAGUUAACAGCUCUAUAGAAACGCAAACAAGACGUAAAAAACGUAAGCUACUAAAAGCGAAUAAAGGGAGUCAUAAGAACAAAAAGCAUAAAAAGGAGGAUUUUAUAGACGUAAAUGACCUUGAUUGGUCUGAGGUCGUAUGUCCAGAAUCUGUAUUUCUAGGUGAUGAGGAUUUGGGUGGUUUUCUAUGUUUGGAAGAAAUCGAUAAUGUUGACGUUGAAUAUAAGGAAACCGCUACUAAGGGGAGCACGAUUAGAUUUAAGAAAGUUGCAUCUAAUAAACCGAUCACAAAAAAAAAAAAUCCACCUGCAAAGCCUCACGAGCCAUUAUCAAUAGAAGAAUUAUCAAAGUUUCAUGAUUUGGACACAUUCAAUGAACAAUCCUUUUUAAAGGGUCAACAAUCAUACCAUGACGUGGCGCCUGUUUCUCAUUCAGAUGAAAAUUUGGUGUCAAAGCAUGAUGAAGAUGGUUCGAAUCUUCAACUUGGAAAUGAAAAUAUUGAUGUCUCUGCCUGGAGAGAGUUUAACCUUUCUUUAACUAUAAUGAACGGAUUAAAAGCUCUCAAAUUUGAAAGGCCAACACCAAUUCAAGAAAAGACUCUUCAUGCAAGUCUGAACGGACGAGAUGUCAUUGGCAAAGCAGAAACAGGAUCGGGAAAAACACUUGCUUUUGGAAUUCCAAUAUUGGAGUAUAUAAUCAAGCGAAAAAAAAAGGAUUCUGAAAACCAAUUGGUCGCUCUUAUCCUGACACCAACAAGAGAAUUGGCUAUGCAAAUUAAAGUUCAUCUUCAAAAUGUUGGAAAGUUCGCUACAAAUAACAUAAUGACAAUUGUUGGAGGUAUGGCGAUUCAAAAACAAAAACGAUUACUUGAAAAGAAUCCUAACAUAAUUGUUGGUACUCCGGGACGAUUAUGGGAACUUCUUUCCGAGAAUGAUGAAUACAUAAAUGCACUUCGUCAUAUCCGAUUCUUGGUCCUUGAUGAAGCGGAUAGGAUGUUAGAGGCUGGACAUUUCAAAGAACUGAAUUAUAUACUUUCAAUGUUGUCAAGGAGUAAACAAGAACAGAAUGUCGAUAACAAAAUAAUACUAGAUGCCAAAAGAGAUCUUCCCGCAAGGCAAACAUUUAUAUUCUCAGCUACUUUAGAUAACAAUUUUAAAAGUAAUCCAAAACGAAAAAAACCACUUGAUGGGGUUUUGAAUUCACAAGGAACAACUGCUGAACUGAUGAGUAGGAUAGAGUUUAGAGAUUCUAACCCAUUAUAUAUAGAUAUUACUCCAAAAGGUUCCGUCGUGGAAACUCUGCAAGAAUCUAAAAUUGAUUGUUUAGCUAAAGAGAAGGAUUUAUAUAUGUAUUAUUUCGUUACACGAUAUCCCGGCAGAACUCUUGUGUUUGUGAAUAGUAUUGAUACGAUUCGUCGAUUGAUCCCGAUGAUGAGAUUACUUAAUAUAGAAGUUUUUGCCCUUCAUGCCCAGAUGCAGCAAAGACAAAGGUUAAAAAAUUUGGAUCGGUUCAAGCAAAAUUCAAACGCGGUGAUGGUUGCUAGUGACGUGGCGGCUCGAGGACUGGAUAUUCCACUCGUUGAUCAUGUGAUACAUUAUCAGUUGCCACGUUCUGGAGAUAUAUAUGUCCAUCGAAGUGGUCGUACAGCUCGUGCGCGUAAUGAAGGUAUUAGUUUGAUGUUAUGCAGUCCAGAAGAGUCAAGUUUGUACCGAAAAAUUUGUCAAGAGUUGAAGAAGGUCAAUGGGAUAGCUAAUUUUCCAAUCGAUGGUGGAAUAAUCAAUUCCAUGAAGCAACGUAUUGAUUUGGCAAGACAAAUCGAUCAAGAAGAACACAAAUUGCAAAAGGGCAACCAUGAUGAUGAAUGGUUUAAGAAAGUCGCAGAAGAUCUAGAG